Messenger RNA from Mytilinidion resinicola, 495 nucleotides. RefSeq lists its product as uncharacterized. The transcript has a single exon. The annotation marks the transcript as partial. The record is from RefSeq and is a predicted model, not a curated record. NCBI's taxonomy places the organism in Eukaryota, Fungi, Ascomycota, Dothideomycetes, Mytilinidiales, Mytilinidiaceae.
CUCUCCGCUCCCACCCCCUCCUCCUCCUCCUCCUCCGCCUGCCCCAUGGCCCAAAUCUACACCCUCCCCACCACCGACGCCGCCUGCGCCGUCCCCAACAAGCCCGCCUCAAACUACACGGCCGUCAUGGCGCAGUGCUGCCACGCCGCGCCCGUCACCAAGUACGCCGACGGCUGCGGGCUGUACUGCCUCGCGGCGGGGCAGUCGAUCGGGGAGCUGUCGACCUGCCUCACGGGCAAUGGGGUCGGCGUCGGGGAGGCGUUUUGCAAUAAGAACACGACGAGUACCGCGACGGGGAAGGUUGAGAGCUCGGGGGCGAGUAAGACCAGUGCGGCGACGCAGACGAAGCGGAGUGCGACGGGGACGGCGGCGGCGGGGGCGACGAGUACGGGGGCUGCGGCGAGUGGUUAUGUGAGGGGGCAGGGCAUGUCGAAGGCCGGGGUUGCGGUGCUGGGGUUGUUGCUUUUGUCGAGUGCAGUGGGGGUGUUCUUGUAG